CAAACUUACCCGUGACAGUUAUUCUUGAGAACAGAACAAUAGAACGCCAUGGCGGUCCCGACAACAAUGGCCUCUGUAGCGCUGCCGAGGUUUCUGCUGCCGAAGCUCAGCUGGAACACGUCCGCGAAAACAUCUCGUUCUCUUUUGAUCCCCGCGAUCCAGUCUACGGCACCGUGGCAAUCACAAACCACUUCAUUUCACACUUUCGGACAGACGCCACAAUGCAGGAGAGCCGGCUCCCUGCCAUACCCUGCACCAAAUUCUCCCAUGUUUCGGAAAACUUUCCACACGACGCCAGCAAGGCAGCGUGACCAUCACUUUGACACCCUGAAGUUUGUCCAACGGCUCAAGGGCGAGGGCUUCACGGAGGAGCAAGCUGCUGCCAUGAUGAAGGUGCUCAACGAUGUCAUCGAAGAGAGCAUCCAAAAUCUUACCCGCACAAUGGUCCUUCGCGAAGACGCCGCCAAGGCCACUUAUACCCAGAAAGUCGACUUCGCCAAGCUACGCUCCGAGCUCCUCUCCGCUGACAGCACCGAAUCGAGUACCACGCGUGCCGCCCACGAGCGCCUGUCCAACGACAUCACCAAGCUGAGCAGCCGUCUGCGUGACGAGAUCGGCCGUACGCAAGCCAGUGUGCGCCUCGACCUCAACCUCGAGAAGGGACGCAUCCGAGAGGAAGCUGUGGGGCAGGAGUUGAAGAUCAAGGAGACGGAGACCAAGAUCGAACAGGAGGUGGCCGCGCUGCGGGAGAAGCUAGAGCAGGUCAAGUUCCAGACGCUGCAGUGGCUGAUGGGCAGAAUGAGAUGGAGCGAGGAGGUGCAUGUCGGCAACUUCUUUAUCGAGCCCGCUCAAGAAGGAUGA
This is a messenger RNA of Verticillium dahliae VdLs.17, 861 nucleotides long. Its product is annotated as FMP32 protein. The transcript is spliced from 3 exons. The coding region runs from base 268 to 861 and encodes 197 amino acids. Gene Ontology annotation, cellular component: mitochondrion. NCBI's taxonomy places the organism in Eukaryota, Fungi, Ascomycota, Sordariomycetes, Glomerellales, Plectosphaerellaceae. The record is from RefSeq and is a predicted model, not a curated record.